GUCAGCAUUUCCGCUGCGCCCGCAUUGUAUUCUGGGAUCACAAUGGCGGAUACCUGGAGCCAGCUAUAUCUGGGAGCGGGGCUGACGGUCCUCUCACACCCGCUCAUGUAUGUGAAGGUGCUAAUCCAGGUUGGUCAUGAACCCAUGGUUCCGGUUAUGGGCCGGAACAUCUUCAGGCGAUCAGUUCUCCAGCUGCCCGGCCUCUUUACAUAUGCCAAGCACAUUGUGAAAAUCGAUGGAAAGCGAGGUCUCUUUAAAGGACUAACACCUCGUCUGUGCGCAGGAGCUAUUGGGACACUUGUACAUGGCAAAGUGCUGCAGAGCUACCAGGAGGUGAAAGAAAAUGAGUGUACUGAAAUGGAGAAAAUUGGGGAUGAGCCGUCAAUGCACCGUGUGUUUGAAGAGACAAUGCGGGAGAUGAUUGCUCGCUCCACAGCCACCAUCGUCACUCACCCCUUCCAUGUGAUCACCUUGCGAUGCAUGAUACAGUUUAUUGGCCGUGAAACCAAGUACAGUGGGAUAUUUGGUUCUGUAGUAACAAUCUAUAAGGAAGAGGGGUUUCUGGGCUUUUUUGCUGGCCUGAUUCCUCGGCUCCUGGGUGACAUGAUUUCUUUGUGGCUUUGCAAUAUGCUGGCAUAUCUCAUCAACACCUAUGCAUUGGAGCCCCCCAGCCAGGGCUCCCAGAUCGGAGAGCUGAGGAGUUACUCUCAGGCUGUGACUGGGUUCCUGGCCAGUAUGCUGACCUACCCCUUUGUGCUCGUGUCCAAUCUGAUGGCAGUCAACAACUGUGGUCUGGUUGGUGGUCUCCCUCCUUAUGCAGGUGUGUACACUUCAUGGAUUGACUGCUGGCGCCAGUUGAGCAGAGAGGGAAACCUGAGCCGAGGGAACAGUCUAUUUUUCCGGAAGGCUCCAGCUGGGCGAAUGUACGCAGUUGAACAAAAAUGAUUUGUGUAGAUGCACUUGGUGAUGAGUUUAUGAAUGGAAAGGAGGAUGGGGUGGGAGCUGGUGUCUAAUUUGUAUGAUUCUGUUUACAAUGGCGUACAUGCCGUUUUUAAUGAUGUAUUGUUGAUCCACACUGGCACAAUGUGUUAUUUUAUGAUGGAAUGAGAUUGUCUGAUUUAAAGAGGAAAGUAUUUUAAUUCCCUGUUUGUUCCCCAGUGGUUUGUGUAAUGAGUGGUCUUUGUUGGGGGGUGGAAAUGGUGUUCUGAGUGCCGUGUACCUAGGAAUGGGGCACUUUGUUCUCCCAGCACCAUUCCAAUAAAAUCUGGAUAAUCUUGCCCGGUGUUCCCAGCUUUGGUGAACACAAAGCGGGGAGAAGGAGGAGUUCGAAUGACAUAUCUGUUAUCACGGUUACUCACCAUCCACUUCCAGCAGCAUCACCACUCUGUCUUACACACACCUGACCCUCCCAGGAGGAAAACAGUUCAAAACUCCUGGCCCAGUUCCCUCCUUGUUCAACUCUCUUCUGUCCUACAACAACUGUUUGAGAGUUAGUGAAUGAAGAGAGAGGGGAAGAUUCUAUAUGUGACAGUUCAUUAUCCUCUGCUCCUUUUAAUAGCUAGGAUUUCAGUGGCAACUGUUCAGUAGAAACAGGAUCACUGCGGAACAGGGUCCUGAUGACCCCUCGCCUUCACUAGGAAGGAGGAAACAGUACUGAUGACAGUGUGUACCUCACCACAGUGCCCAUUUUUCCUGGGUUGGUCCGAGCAAUUACCUUAUUUUGCUGUUAGACUGGUGUAGCAUUGCAGCCAAGCCUGAUCUUGUCCGCACACUUUCCAGUAGGAUGUGAUUAGGAACCGGGACCUUGGCUGAUUCCCCACUCCCACCAGAGGCACUCAGAUCAAUUAUAGUAGCAGUACUGCAGCCUAGGCUGCGAUUGGCUAAUUUAGCACAGACCAUAGAUCCGUCCUGGGCCCUUGAGAUCUUCAGUGAUUCAGUGUGGCACUGGGCCUGUGCAUGUACCUUUUGGACCAACAGAUUAGACAGGACAGAAGUUCUCUCAGUUUUUUUUGUAAAUUAAUUUGCUUUUUUCCCCCUUAUUUUGCAACCAAAACAAAUCAGUCAACCCUCAGUGAGGAGCCAGCUGAUGUGAACAUUUGCAUAGCCCUGGGACAGUCCUGUCUGUAGUAACUGUCCACUACCAGCAGUGGGUAGUGCUGGACAGCCUCUCGUUCAGCACUGGUUCCUCUCUGAAGGAGGUACAACCAGAAAGAGCUGUAAAGCAGGCCUGUACAUGUAGGAUUCAUCAACUGCCACAUGUUGAAGUCUACUCCAUAAAGCAGAUUGUUCAGCACUGUCAUUUUUUGUAUAAUGUAUCAUCCUGACAGUGGCUGCUCCCCAUGCUCAACAGACUCUGCUUACACUCAACCAUUUUGCUUGUUCCAUGAAUGUUAUCCUGCUAAGUUGAGUUUAGUAAAACUACAUCUUGAACUAAUUAAAAUGUUUGAUUCCGGUA
Messenger RNA from Carcharodon carcharias (great white shark), 2455 nucleotides. It is a transcript of the gene mtch2, whose product is annotated as mitochondrial carrier homolog 2. Gene Ontology annotation, cellular component: mitochondrion; membrane. The record is from RefSeq and is a predicted model, not a curated record. Gene Ontology annotation, biological process: positive regulation of apoptotic process. Bases 43 to 945 code for a protein of 300 amino acids. The transcript has 13 exons. Lineage: Eukaryota; Metazoa; Chordata; Chondrichthyes; Lamniformes; Lamnidae.